This is a messenger RNA of Solea senegalensis (Senegalese sole), 2138 nucleotides long. RefSeq names its product glycerate kinase (gene glyctk). Gene Ontology annotation, biological process: protein phosphorylation. The coding region runs from base 331 to 1887 and encodes 518 amino acids. Gene Ontology annotation, molecular function: glycerate kinase activity. Gene Ontology annotation, cellular component: cytoplasm. NCBI's taxonomy places the organism in Eukaryota, Metazoa, Chordata, Actinopteri, Pleuronectiformes, Soleidae. The transcript has 5 exons. The record is from RefSeq and is a predicted model, not a curated record.
AUACUUUGAUAGUUCUCUCUCGCGAGAAGGACCUCGGGACUCGGCAGUUGGGGAAGUGGACGUGGGCGAACUACCGUAUAGGCUUUAACACAGGGGCACUUCAUUUUUUGUGUCGGGGUAGCUUGACCGCUGUACAAACCCUCACGCUAAACCGUCAAGCCCCACCUAAAUAUAUAAAUAAAGUAUUUAAAAGGAGCGACGUUCGACACGUUCCACUCGCGUUCACGGUGAAGACGUCAAGUUAAACGCUCCUGAGACGUUUACGUCCAGUAUGCUGCGCACGUAAGGACGUGUAACAGGCAAUAUAUUCUCAGACCCUGUGAAGUGUCCAUGGCACGUUUUAUCUCCCUGUUCCGGCCUCGGCCCCUUCUAGCCCUCGUGAGCAAGAGUAAACCAACGUUGAGCAAAAUGUCAAUGGACUCACGGGCGCAGCAGGUUUUUGCAGCAGCAGUGGAGGCUGUGCGACCAGACACUGUGGUCCGACAGAGUAUACGCCGCAAAGAUGAUUCAGUCAUUAUCAAUGGGCAAGAAUUCCCACUCAGACACAACCUACACUUGGUGGGCUUUGGAAAAGCCGUACUGGGUAUGGCUGCAGAGGCAGAGAGGAUUAUGGGGGAUCAUCUAGUGAAGGGGAUCAUAAGUGUGCCACAUGGGAUUCAGCAGACAUUGAAGCAGCAUGGAAAAGACCACCUGUUGUUGAAAGAAAACAGUCGUAUCAAAGUCAUGGAGGGAGCCAAGCACAACUUACCCGACACGGAUGCCCAGGAGGCAGCGGAAAGGAUCAAGCAGUUGGCCAGUGAACUGACAGAGAAAGAUUUGCUGCUUGUACUGAUUUCAGGUGGAGGCUCUGCUCUCUUACCUGCACCCAUCCCGCCAAUCUUACUGCACGAGAAGCUAGAAUUAACCCGCAAACUUGCAGCUGCUGGAGCAACAAUUCAGGAGCUGAACACUGUACGUCGCGCCCUUUCUUUUCUAAAGGGUGGAGGGCUGGCACGUCAUGCUUACCCUGCUCAGGUGGUUGCACUCGUACUGUCAGAUGUGAUUGGAGAUCCUCUGGACUUGAUAGCUAGUGGACCCACAGUCUGUGGAGAGGUGAGGCCUGAGGAAGUCUUGUCAGUUCUUGGACAGUACAAGCUGUUGGACUCUCUCCCAGCAUCAGUGAAGCAUGUCCUUGGGAAACCAAAUCCCCAGUGGACGGAUAAGGCAGAACAUGUUUUUAACGCUGUUAUUGGCUCCAACAGCAUUGCCCUUAAAUGUGCAGGACUCCGUGCCCGAGAGCUUGGUUUCCUCCCGGUUGUUCUGUCUCCAGGAGUGUGUGGUGAUGUCAAGUCAGUCUCUAAACUUUACGGCCACCUGGCUCGCUUUGCAUGUUCUCAGGAGGAACCCUCUCCUGAGAUUGUGACUGAGAUGCUGAAGCUCGGGCCUGAGGUGGGUGUGCAGACCUGGGACCUGCACCGCACCAUGAAAGUUUUGGGAGAAGGGCGCACAGAGGGAUGGGGUGACACGUGUCUGUUAGCUGGAGGGGAGCCGACUGUAGAGUUGACUGGGAAGGGUCGAGGUGGUCGAAACCAGGAGCUGGCUUUGCGAGUUGGACUGGAGCUGAGAGACCUGCAGCUCCCGCCUAAUGGUCCUGUCUUUCUGAGUGGUGGAACAGAUGGUCAGGAUGGACCCACCGAGGCAGCAGGUGCCAUUACUGAUGCAGGGUUAUAUGAAGAGGCACAAGCACAGGGGCUUGACAUCGACAACUUCCUAAACGACAAUGACUCUUAUACGUUUUUUUCCCGUCUUUCUGCUGGGCAACAUUUACUUGUACCUGGACUAACUUGCACCAAUGUGAUGGAUGUGCACAUGCUACUUAUUCCAUCAAAUGCCAAUAUUGUAAGAUAAUUCAAAAUCUGGAUCUGGAUUUUAAAAAGUACACAAUAUACCAUUUCAUGCAAGGUAUUAACACUUGCCUUGGUUGAUCCAAUCACAAUUGGACAGCUCUAAGUAUAGCUGUGAACUGAUGACACUUAUGUUUGCUCUAUGAACUUAUUCUAGAAACACAGAACUACAUCAUUUGUUUGCAAAGACCAGAUGUAUUGUUUUCAGGUCUAUCGCAGAUGUAAAAAAAAAACAUAUAAUGUUUUUCAUUAAUA